Salvelinus sp. IW2-2015 is the source of this 1456-nucleotide messenger RNA. RefSeq names its product overexpressed in colon carcinoma 1 protein. Lineage: Eukaryota; Metazoa; Chordata; Actinopteri; Salmoniformes; Salmonidae. The record is from RefSeq and is a predicted model, not a curated record.
CAGAGCGCAGGAGCCUACCACCAAAUAGGAAAUCAGUGUGACUGAGAGACAUAAAACAACUCCUUCUUUCAUCCCUCUUUCAUCUGUUUCCAUCUCCACAUGGCUGUUGCUCUUUUCUCCUUUCCCUCCUCUUUGAGCUCCUCUCGUUUUCUUGGACGAUAGCUGCAUCCAUGCAGAAUGGGUUGUGGCAAUUCCUCAGCCGCCAGCACGUCAGGAGGGGGACCUGCAGAAACUUCCAAAGAUUUGACAGAAGAACCCUCACCAGACGAUGAGAAAAGAAGGAACUAUGGCGGGGUGUAUGUAGGUCUGCCAUCUGACAUGACCACUGUGGCAGCCAGCCAGUCCAAGUCCACAGGCAAAGACUAAAAUAUAUAGAAGGGAAUCAUUGACAUACAACACAGGACUGUAGAUACAUUAUUCAAAACAUACAGGGACAUUUAAUUCACACGUUGAGAGGAGGAGUGUGCUCGGAUGACUGAUUCCCCAUCACAAUACAGCCUUCGUAAGAGUGAGAGACCGUUCCCUGGCCCGGGCCAUCAGGCAGAUAUGAGGUCAGCCUACUUGGUUCCUGAGGAAACUGUGUCAGAGUGGCACCAAGUGGAGGCUCAAUGGACACCUUUUUCUGAGGAUUCUUUGCCCUUCUUGACACUCACAUAGAUCUGGACAGCAAAACCAGAGCAGUCGGUGGCCGUGGGGAGAACGUGAGCAUUUGGACCAACAUCCUGGACUAUAGGUCAAUGUUCUGGAGCAGCUUCUUGGGCUCAGGAAGAGACGUGAGACAAACACAGCCACUCUGAGACUCCUCCUCGACAGGCUGUGCCAGCGGCGGACAGGGACAAGAAUUCAAAUUUGAUCCACACCAGCCCACAUCACUGCAAGCACUGCCAACUCACCCCCAGUUACAGUUGGUGGCACCAGCCCAUGAUUUGGUAGGACCUAGAUCAUGAGUAAUCAUCUCAAAAAGUAAUUCAUAGUGGUUUAUUAAGAAGUGUAAUAAGUUGUUUCAUCUAACGCAUCCAAGCAGGAAUGCAUGACUCAAGAUAUUUUGUGCAUAAUCCAGUGAUUGUCAGGAAUUUUGUUAGACUAUAGUUGCUAUACUCCACUGUCAGUGGGGCUUGGCAGGGUUGUGUUUCGAUGCAUGACUCCAGAGUCCGUACGGGAGUUGCAGCAAUGGGACAAGACUAACUACCGAUUAGGGGUAAAAAAAAUUAUAAAAUAGCACUCCAGAAUGUAUAUUUUUUCAAUAGAAAUGAAUUACAUACAUCUUUAUGUGAACUAAACUACAAACAUAGGCUAAUUAAUUUGGGGUUCAACACCUGAGGAAGUGGAAACUCAAAACACAUUAAAAACCUCUACGGGAUCGGUGUCCCUAUAGUGGGACAGUUGAGGCUAACAUGCGCUAAUGUGACUAGAAUGAUGUUGUAAGUAACAGCAAACUUUCCAGGACAUAGACAUG